This is a messenger RNA of Eruca vesicaria subsp. sativa (arugula), 1440 nucleotides long. NCBI's taxonomy places the organism in Eukaryota, Viridiplantae, Streptophyta, Magnoliopsida, Brassicales, Brassicaceae. The record is from the annotation of a GenBank genome assembly.
CACACUAAAAGAAGCUGCCGAGUUCUGAAGAAGAAGAAGACGACACACUUUCUUUCCCGCCACUUCUCCAUUGCCUUUGUGGGUGAGCAAACGAUGUUGUGGGUCGACAAGUACAGACCCAAAUCGCUAGAUAAGGUCAUCGUUCACGAAGAGAUCGCUCAGAAUCUCAAGAAACUGGUAACGGAGCAAGAUUGUCCGCAUUUGCUGUUCUAUGGACCGUCUGGGUCUGGUAAGAAAACCCUAAUCAUGGCGCUUCUUAAGCAGAUUUAUGGUGCCAGUGCUGAGAAGGUGAAAGUGGAGAACAGGGCAUGGAAAGUUGAUGCUGGGAGUAGAACUAUUGAUCUGGAGCUUACUACUUUAUCAAGCACAAAUCAUGUGGAACUUACUCCAAGUGAUGCAGGCUUUCAGGACAGAUACAUCGUUCAAGAGAUCAUUAAAGAGAUGGCUAAGAACAGACCAAUUGACACCAAAGGAAAGAAGGGAUACAAGGUGUUAGUACUAAAUGAAGUUGACAAGCUCUCACGAGAAGCUCAACAUUCUCUGCGGAGAACAAUGGAGAAGUAUAGCUCAUCAUGCCGUCUCAUCUUAUGCUGUAACAGUUCUUCAAAGGUUACAGAAGCCAUUAAGUCUCGUUGUCUCAAUGUGCGCAUCAAUGCACCUUCGCAUGAAGAGAUAGUGAAAGUGUUGGAGUUCGUUGCAAAGAAAGAAAGUCUGCAACUUCCUCACGGUUUCGCUGCUCGUAUUGCCGAAAAAUCAAAUCGCAGUCUUAGAAGAGCUAUUCUGUCACUUGAGACCUGUCGUGUCCAAAACUAUCCGUUCACAGAUAACCAAGUGAUAUCUCCCAUGGAUUGGGAAGAGUAUGUCGCUGAGAUAUCAACUGACAUGAUGAGGGAACAGAGCCCUAAAUGUUUGUUUCAGGUGCGUGGGAAGGUAUAUGAGUUGCUACUUAAUUGCAUUCCACCAGAAGUCAUACUGAAGAGACUUCUUCAUGAACUGCUGAAGAAACUUGACUCAGAGCUGAAGCUUGAAGUCUGCCACUGGGCUGCAUAUUAUGAGCAUAGGAUGAGAUUAGGUCAGAAAGCCAUAUUUCACAUAGAAGCAUUUGUGGCCAAGUUUAUGAGCAUAUACAAAAACUUCCUCAUUACAACAUUUGGGUAGAGUAUGAAGGAAGGAAUGCUCCAAAUCCAGGAGAAGAGGACAGUCUUGUGUGUCUCCUUUCUAUUAGCUUUUUUCGAUCACUCUCUUCGUCUAGAUAAGGGAAGUAGAAUCCUUUUAUCAACUCAACUCGUGUUCAAGCUAUCUCUUUCUGAAACGAAAAGACAAACGUCCAUGUGUUACGAUUUAAUGUUUGUGACAUUAAACACCAAAAGUAAUGUUUUUUUUUAUCUGAAGACAAUGACGCAUAUGAUUAUAACAUAUUAUAUUUUGCUUUAGCCGUAG